This is a messenger RNA of Tupaia belangeri chinensis (Chinese tree shrew), 969 nucleotides long. Its product is annotated as olfactory receptor 5T1. Gene Ontology annotation, molecular function: G protein-coupled receptor activity; olfactory receptor activity. Lineage: Eukaryota; Metazoa; Chordata; Mammalia; Scandentia; Tupaiidae. Gene Ontology annotation, biological process: G protein-coupled receptor signaling pathway. Gene Ontology annotation, cellular component: membrane. Bases 1 to 969 code for a protein of 322 amino acids. The record is from RefSeq and is a predicted model, not a curated record. The transcript has a single exon.
AUGUCAAGUUUUCCCUCAGAUAUGAGCUCAUAUGUAAUUCAUUUGAAAAAUGUGACUGAAGUCACCAUGUUUAUACUGAUGGGCUUCACAAAUGAUUUUCACAUGCAAGUCUUCCUAUUUUUAUUAUUUCUAGCAAUCUAUCUUUUUACUUUGGUAGGAAAUCUGGGAUUAGUUGGAUUGGUCAUUGGGGAUUCUCGGCUCCACAACCCGAUGUACUAUUUCCUGAGUGUUCUGUCUUUCUUGGAUGCCUGCUAUUCUACAGUUGUCACCCCAAAAAUGUUGGUCAAUUUCCUGGCAGAGAAUAAAUCCAUUUCAUUUUAUGGCUGUGCAGCACAGAUGCUUCUCUUUGUUACUUUUGGGACCACGGAAUGCUUUCUCCUGGCUGCCAUGGCCUAUGACCGCUAUGUGGCAAUCUACAACCCUCUCCUGUACUCGGUGAGCAUGUCACCCAGGAUCUAUGUGCCGCUCAUCAUUGCUUCCUAUGUUGCAGGCAUUUUACAUGGUACAGUUCACACAGUGGCCACUUUCAGCCUGUCCUUCUGUGCAUCCAAUCAAAUUAGACAUGUCUUUUGUGACAUCCCUCCUCUCCUUGCUAUUUCUUGCUCUGACACGCACAUAAACCAGCUUCUACUCUUUUACCUUGUGGGUUCUAUUGAGAUUGUCACUAUCUUAAUUGUCCUGAUCUCUUAUGGUUUCAUUCUGUUGGCCAUUCUGAGGAUGCGCUCUGCAGAAGGGAGGCAAAAAGUCUUCUCUACAUGUGGUUCUCAUCUCACAGGAGUGUCCAUUUAUCAUGGGACAAUCCUCUUCAUGUAUGUAAGACCAAGUUCCAGUUACACAUUGGAGCAUGACAUGAUAGUGUCAAUAUUUUACACCAUUGUGAUUCCCAUGCUUAAUCCUAUCAUCUACAGUCUGAGGAAUAAAGAUGUCAAAGAGGCAAUGAAAAAGCUGCUGAAAGAAUUAACUUCAUAA